GAAAAUUACAAAAACCAUUUCUCAUUUGGUCAAGUGCUAAGUCCUUAAAAUACUUACCCAGCCCUGCGUAACAUGAGCGCUUUAAGGAUACCAAUGCGACCUUCAUCAAUUGCUCACCCAGCCUUUUGGUCCCACAGACAAUUUUUACUUUGUUCAGAAAGCUAAUUUCUUCCUCAUUUCCUUCUAACAAUAAUCCUGUGAAGACGUCUCCAUAGUAUAAAUGGCCUCGUGGUUUUUAAACAAGUACGAAGUAGAGAAGCGCUUUUCUUUCGCUACGGAACAUUCCUGUCGUUCCUGGGACGACGUAAUUUUUGUCGACAUCCAAAUAUUCAGUAUUCACCAGGCAGGUUACGUGUUUCUCGGGUCCAACAACCGCAUGAGUGCACCUAAAAAAACAGUCGGGAGCAUCCGCGUUUGGGCCUGGUUUUCUAUUCAUGGUGCUAGAGAAAUCGCCCUCCUUGACGACGAUGCAGACAUCACAGACCUGGUGGACAACUAUCUCGUUGCGAAAGCAGCAGCUCUUUUCGGGAUUGGUCCACUCAGGUUCGUGGACGACAGUGGCUGUGCCUUGACAACAUCGUCGUUCGAGUGUUUCAAGAAAUUGGAGAGCAAAAUCAACAUUAAAGAAAUCAAAUGGCCAUGCAAUUCUAGCCAUCUUUCCCCGUUCUUCACUGUAUGGCACAGAAUAGAUAAAACUAUUAGAAUCCAGCGUUUCCAGCCAGAAGAUCCGGUAGAGCUGUGGAACCUGAUUGAAAUGGUGUGGGGGAGAAUGAGCGACAGACCCGUAUAUUGGAGAGGUGCAAUCUUCAAUAUGCAGAGAAAAUUGCGGGUUAUCGCUGCUUUACGUGGCGAAAGAAUGGAGGGAGAAAUGAUGGCCAAUUACUACAAUCAGGUGCCUUAUUAGUGUUAUUUUUUCUGUUUGUUUAUCAUGUCGAAGGCGCAUUCUGUUUGGUUUUUUGUUUCAGUAACUCGUUUAAUUUUA
Daphnia pulicaria is the source of this 982-nucleotide messenger RNA. RefSeq lists its product as uncharacterized. Bases 221 to 904 code for a protein of 227 amino acids. Gene Ontology annotation, molecular function: nucleic acid binding. The transcript is spliced from 2 exons. Lineage: Eukaryota; Metazoa; Arthropoda; Branchiopoda; Diplostraca; Daphniidae. The record is from RefSeq and is a predicted model, not a curated record.